AGCACUUCCGGCCCAAGAUGCGGCUCGGGCUGUGUGUGGUGUGUACACGUCCGGGGCUCGAGGAGAUCUGGUGAAUCAGCGAGUGUGGCCCAGGGCUUCGGAUUGUGGGACUAGAACUGAGAAGAGUGGAUUCCAAAUCAUGGCAGUUCCUGAAAGAGAAUCAUAUCCAGCCAUGUCCAGAUUCCUAAAAGGUUGCCCACAAGAAUUGGAAUGUCAUCAAUCUUGCAAAAGUGAGGAAAGUAUAGAGAUACAGAAAGAUUCCUUGAUUGGAACAGGUUUUGACAAGAAAGCUCUUCAAGGGGAGAAAGACUUCAGUGCCGGCUCAAAUCUUGGUACACAUCAACAGAGUACUACCGGACAACUUUAUAAAUGUAAUACAUGUAACAAAAGCUUCAAAUGUUACUCGGAUGUUAUUAAACAUCAAAGAUUUCAUACUGUAGAAAAACCUUAUGAAUGUGGGGAAUGUGGGAAGACCUUCAGUCAGAGCUCAGAUGUUAUUAAACACCACAGGAUUCAUUCUGGAGAGAAACCCUAUGAAUGUAGUGACUGUGGGAAGGCUUUUAUUCACAGCUCACAUGUGGUCAGACAUCAGAGAAUUCAUAGUGGAGAGAAACCCUAUAAAUGCAACGAAUGUGGCAAAGCCUUCAGCCAGGGUUCAAAUCUUAUACGUCAUAAGAGAAUUCAUACUGGAGAGAAGCCCUAUGAAUGUAAUGAAUGUGGCAAAGCUUUUAAUCAGUUUUCAUUACUUGUUGAACAUGAGAGGAUUCACACUGGAGAAAAACCAUAUGAAUGUAAGGAAUGUGGUAAAACGUUCAGUCGAUGCUCAGGUUUUAUAACUCAUCAGAGGAUUCAUACUGGCAAAAAACCUUAUGAAUGUAAUGAAUGUGGAAAAACAUUCAGUCGAAGCUCAGAUAUUAUUAAUCAUCAGAGAAUUCAUACUGGAGAGAAGCCCUAUGUAUGUAAAGAAUGUGGAAAAGCCUUCCGAGGUUGGUCAAGCUUUGUUCAGCACCAGAAAAUUCAUACAGGGGAAAAGCCCUAUGAAUGCAAUGAAUGUGGGAAAACCUUUAUCCGGAGGACCCAGCUUACCAAACACCAGAGAAUUCACACCAGAGAAAACCCUCUUAAUAACCCUCCAUAUUUAUUAAUAGGGAGGAAGGAGAGCUUUGUUUAAUAGAUCAUCCACUUUAGAGAAAUCUCUAAAAUAUUAGAAGUUGCUAGAGAGCAGGUACCUUGUAAUUUUUUUGUAAUUCCUAUCACGCCGUUCCUGGCUUAGCACCCCACAUAAAGUACUAGUAUUUUUUUCAUCAAGAAAUGUUUGUAGGUUAAUUGUUUUGAAACAUGUGUCUAUUUCCCCAUUACUCAGCACUCUCAUAUCUAAGAAGAACUUGGAAUAUAUAGUGAUGUGGAUGUCUAGGGAGGAAAACUUUUUAAGAAGAAAGGGAUUGGGGGGGCAGCUAGGAUAGACCACUGGCCCUGGAUUCAGGAGGACUUGAGUUCAAAUCCGACCUCAGACACUUAACAUUUACUAGCUGUGUGACCCUGGGCAAGUCACUUAACCCCAAUUGCCUCACCAAAAAAAAGAAGAAGAAGAAGAAGGGGAUGUUUUCCCGGACAUUGUGAGGAGUACUACAAGCACUGAGAAGGAUGAGAACUGGGGGAGGUCAUUAAAUGAUCAAGGAGUCUUAAUCAGGCCUCUUUUAUUAACCACAACUCAGGAAUUCUAGAAAGCAAAACAAAGAAAAGUAAGAUGGGAGUAAAUGAUAGAUAGCUUGAGAAUCCUGUCUAAAAUGUUAGAACCUGAAGGACUCUAAGAGAUUGAGUACAAUUCCCUUAUUUUACAGAUGGGCAACGUCUCUCCUCUUUUCCUCCCCAACCCUGCAGGAGCAGAUAAUGGUUCUUUGAUGAAGAAGUGAACUGAAUGUGCUUGAUAGAUCCAAGUGAUCCAGUUUGAGAGGUUUGGAAUCUCACAGACCAACUGAUCAUCCCUGCCAAGAGGUGGCAGCCUCUCAGUUCAGUGGAUGUCAACAGCUGGGAAAUUGGUGGAAUAUCAGGAUUUCCUGGCAGAAUCAGACAUGUGCUUGCCCCCAUGGUCUUAAAGGGAAAUUCACAGGCAACAUUUCCAAAGCCCAACCUUCUUUGUAGAGGAAAGAUCUAAAUUUUCUAGCCAGUGUGAUCAUAGAAACUAAGUUUCUGGUAGAGAGGAGAGAAUUAUAGAUCAUUGCCAUCUAUGGAGAUUGCCUCCAGAGUAACCCCAAGGGUUUGGUGAUCUGACAUUGGAGGGAGAAAAGGGGAGUUUCUGAGCAUUGUACUUCUUGUGGAUAGAAAAGGAUUAUCCAUGUGAUGGGUAAAGUAAUGAGAAAUAGUAGACUUAAAACCACAAUAAAGAGGAACUGGUGACCAGAAUUUUGCUCCCUGUUUUACAGUGAAUAGUUAGGACUGUAGCAAGUUCAAUGAGUGUGUUUGCCUUCCAAGGGGAAGAUCUAAACAGAUUUCUCCUGAGGGGUGCUGUGUAAGAUGUGGGAAAAGAGGUAUUGCACCAGAGUGUCAGGGUCUUGUCAAGUUUGUUAACUUCUAAGGAGAGCUUAGAGGUAACUGAGUUAAGUAUUAUCUGUAACUGUUUAUGGGCUCCUGAGAGGUACCUUUGUACCAUCUAUAUUUUCUAUCUGAUAAAGUAAAGGCUAUCUUUUACCUAGUAUGAAUUUGAUUUCCUUUAGGGCUUGUAGACCUGGGGACCUUGUUGCUCAUAUUUGUGGAAACCCAGACAUAAACAUAUUUGGAUAUUUCAUGAAGUAAAUUCUGUGUGGGGACACAAUGAACCAAAGAAAAUUCUAUCAUUCCUCCCUGUUCUUGUAUUUGGAGAGUCUAAGGUAUGAGUUAAAGUAUAGGGAAGGAAAUAACAUUAAAAGGCAGCUGAAGGGGGCAGCUAGGUGGCGCAGUGGAUAAAGCACCGGCCCUGGAUUCAGGAGGACCUCAGUUCAAAUCCGGCCUCAGACACUUGACACUUACUAGCUGUGUGACCCUGGGCAAGUCACUUAACCCCCAUUGCCCUGCAACAAAAACAAAAAUACAUAAGGAAACAAAAGGCAGCUGAGCAGUGAUCAUUCUUUGUCCUGGAAGACAAGUAAUGAACCAUAACUUCUUUCUCUAGAUCGAAGCAUCUUAAGCUGUGAGUCACAACCCCAUAUGAAGUCAUAUAACUGAAUGUAGGGGUUGCAAAAAAUCUGACAACAGUAAAAGGUUAUGUAUACCUUUUUAUAUAUCUAUAAAAAUUUCUUGGGCAAGAAGGGGUCAGAAGUGGAAAAAUUUUCAGAAUCCCUGUUCUAGAUAGAGGGGGAGCUUGAUAGGUGCAUAUUGUCAACUCUAACCUGUGAAUGGCUUGGGAUGAACAGAGCAGGCUAGAGACAGGAGAGGUAGGAAUCAAAGAGAAGUUAAAUUUUCAAAGUGAGGAAAGUGGCUUGUAAGCAAAGACACAUGUGCUGGAGGCUGCCCCUAGUGGAGUGGCCUGAGGCACUCUGGGGAGAUCUCAGUACUUAUUCCAGUGGCGAGUGAGUGGGUAGUCCUAACAAUGAAGGGUAACAGCAAGAAUGUGACAAGUUUGAUUCAUUGCAGGACUUUCCAAGUUUGUUUAGUAUUCAUCCAGCUCAGAGAACACCUGGUGAAUUACAUGAUUUUGCCAGAGAGUGAUCGCAAAGGAUUAUUGUCUUGCGGAACUCAAGGCACAGGUUGCUUGCUGGGCCCUGGCUCUGGAAAACAGGGUAUUUCCUAAUAUUUUGUCAGUAUAGACUGUCAGACCCAGGAGCUAUUUCAGUAGAUUUUGACUGUUUUCCUUUGUUACAAGGGAGGUUUUAAUGGAAGUAGGGAGGUUGAAGUGGGAAUAUGAAUGAAUAAAGCAUUUAUGAAGUGCUUACUAUAGGCAAAACACUGUGCUGAGAACUGUCAAGACAAAAGACAGUCCCUGCUCCCAGGGAGCCAACACUAUGAGAGAGACAACAUAUAUGGAAAGUUUCUGCUGCAAGUGAAAUGGGAAAGUCCCUUGGGUCUUAACAGUAUACCUGAUAGGAGGAGCAGGAAAUGACUGGUAUAAAAAAAGUCAUGGAUUAAAAUUUUAAAAUAGGGGAGAAGGGGAGUGUGAAGUUAGUUUCUUUCUCACAGAAAAACAUUUUAUUUUAUUUGUUAUAAAUUUCAUUUAAUUUUUAUUUCUAUCUUUUU
Messenger RNA from Dromiciops gliroides (monito del monte), 4209 nucleotides. RefSeq names its product zinc finger protein 501-like. NCBI's taxonomy places the organism in Eukaryota, Metazoa, Chordata, Mammalia, Microbiotheria, Microbiotheriidae. Gene Ontology annotation, biological process: negative regulation of transcription by RNA polymerase II. Gene Ontology annotation, molecular function: DNA-binding transcription repressor activity, RNA polymerase II-specific. Bases 140 to 1171 code for a protein of 343 amino acids. The transcript is spliced from 2 exons. The record is from RefSeq and is a predicted model, not a curated record.